Messenger RNA from Cynara cardunculus var. scolymus (artichoke), 1089 nucleotides. Its product is annotated as GDSL esterase/lipase At5g45960-like. The coding region runs from base 1 to 1089 and encodes 362 amino acids. The record is from RefSeq and is a predicted model, not a curated record. Gene Ontology annotation, molecular function: hydrolase activity, acting on ester bonds. Lineage: Eukaryota; Viridiplantae; Streptophyta; Magnoliopsida; Asterales; Asteraceae. The transcript is spliced from 5 exons.
AUGUGUUCUACAUCAGGAUAUACAGUCCCUAGUUUCUUUCUGAAUUUCUUGAUCCAUGUCCUAUAUGCACAAUUCCUCUUUUCUAAUAAUGCUCAUGGAAAGCAAAUCUCUGCUGUUUUCGUGUUCGGGGACUCGACUGUUGACCCUGGAAAUAACAACUACCUUCCCACUGUUGCUAGAGGGAACUUCCCACCGUAUGGAAAAGAUUUCGUGAAUCAUCAGCCUACUGGAAGGUUUAGCAAUGGUCGUCUUGUUACUGACUUCAUCGCUUCGUUUGUGGGUGUUAAGGAGAAUGUGCCACCCUUCUUGGAUCCAAGUUUAACGAUCGAGGAUCUCAUGACUGGAGUUAGCUUCGCCUCUGCUGGUGCUGGUUACGAUCCCUUCACAUCUCAACUAAGUGGUGCACUCACAACAUCACAGCAACUGGAGUUAUUCAGAGAUUAUAAAAGAAAAAUGAAGGUGGCUGUUGGGAAGGAAAGAACAGAUGAAAUAAUCAAGAGUGCAGGAUACAUCGUGAGCUCAGGCACAAACGAUUUCGCAUUCAACUAUUACGGACCUGUGUCUGUUCAACGAACACUCUAUCCUACCAUCUCCAGUUAUCAGAAUUUCUUGUGGCAAAUCAUUGAAGAAUUCUUACAGGACUUAUUGAAUGAGGGUGCCAUGAAAAUAGGGGUGGUGGGUGUUCCCCCAAUUGGAUGCUUGCCUGCUAUCAUUACUCUAAACUCUAAGGAUCCCAUAUCAGGCCGACAAUGUAUUGAAAGAUUUAACGCCAUCUCAAGAGACUACAAUCAACUACUCGAAAGUAAUCUCAAGGGUCUUCGAAGAACGAACACGAGGGUUGUGUAUGCAGAUAUAUACACGCCUAUCAUCAACAUGGUUCAAGGAAACACUCAAAUUGAUUUCGAAGAAGUUCAUCAAGGUUGCUGUGGUAGCGGACUAAUUGAAGCCGACUUCUUGUGCAAUCGAAAAUCUCCGUUGUGCUCUGAUGUUUCAAAGUAUGUAUUUUGGGAUGCCUUUCAUCCAACUGAAAUAGCUUACUACGUUAUCUUCAAGUCGUUCGAACCACUCAUUCGACAAAUCAUAGCUUGA